Messenger RNA from Bactrocera oleae (olive fruit fly), 2177 nucleotides. RefSeq names its product gamma-taxilin. The record is from RefSeq and is a predicted model, not a curated record. Lineage: Eukaryota; Metazoa; Arthropoda; Insecta; Diptera; Tephritidae. Gene Ontology annotation, molecular function: syntaxin binding.
GAGUGUAAAAUAUACAUUCUCUAAUUUGAGUUACUUAGUUGAAUGAUUGAAUAGUUUUUAAAACUUAUUUGAUAAUAACUCGGCAGCAUAUGCAAAAUAUAAACAGACCUGGCAUUCCUAUCGGUUGUCAUGUAGUUUGACAUAUUAGAAGAUUUUUAUCCUAAUAAGGAAAUCACCGAAAACAAUUUUAAAAAUAUUCGAAAACAAGACGUGCCGUGUGUGAAAAUUUGGAAACUUUUACACAUUUUCAAAAUGGAUAAGGCUACAGGAAGGAGCAAGAAAGAGGCCAAAGAUGAGAAACAAAAGGAUCAAAAGAUUGAAGAACAGAUCAUGAAAAUGUUGGAGGAAGAAGCAGCUGGCACAACGCCGGACGAAAAAUUUGCGAUUCUACUUCGAAAGCACGUAGAAAGUGAAAGAGCGUCUAGAAAGUUGCGACAGGAGAUGAAAGUGCAGGAAAAGCAGUUGGAGACGGUGUUGCGAGAAAAGGAAAAUUUACAACGUGAAUACAAUAAAAGUGUAUUGAUGCGUGACAAAUUGCAGGAAGUUUGCCGCGAGCAGCAGAAGCUAAUAAAGUCUGUGAAAAAUGAGAGCAUACAGAAAAUUCGGGAAGAGGAAGAAAGACGCAAGGAAAGCCAAUCGAAAUUCCAAACAUCGUUGAAUGAGAUCACACAAUCUCUAACUAAAAACAAUGAAGAGAAUUUGAAAUUGCGAGACCACAAUUUGGAAAUGACCAAAAAAUUAAAAAUGUUGGCAGAACAAUAUCAUAUGCGUGAACAACAGUUGGAGAAAUUAAAUGAACAAGUACAGUUGGAGUCACAAUUACAUCAGGCCAAAUUGAACAAGGUGCAAGUUGAAGCAGCUAUGGAAAAAGAAAUCUUACUAAAAGAAAAGCAAAUUGCGUUGGAAAAGUUUGUGCAUUCACAAAAAUUGCUGAAAGAAUUGACAGAACGUGAGGCGGCACUUAAGGAGCAGCUAACGUUGUACACAGCUAAAUAUGAUGAUUUCCAAAGUUCAUUACAGAAAUCCAAUGAUAUAUUCGCGACAUACAAAGUUGAACUGGAACGGAUGGCUAAGAACACACGUAAAUUAGAAAAGGAAACACUUGAGUGGAAAAGUAAAUGGGAAAAGAGUAAUGCGAUACUUAUUGAAUUGGCUACAGAGAAAAAAGAGCGUGAUGAACAUGCUGCGCGUUGCAGCAAACAGGUGGACCAGCUACAAAAAUUAUUGCGCGCAUUACAAAAUGAACGUUCACACCUGUAUAAGGUGUUGCGUGAUAAUAACAUUGAAUGUCCCGCCAUGCCGCAACUCCCACCAGAACCUGAGCCCAUGCAAAUACAGGCAUCCGCAACGUCGAGUGGUGGUGCAGCAGACAAAGAUAAAAUGGAGAUAAUGUCGCGAAAUUGUGCCGAAUUAAAGCAAACCCUCGCCAAUCUUCAAAGCCAAAUGAAGUUUUUGAAUGUCAAUUCCGGUGUGAACUCAGACGCUAGUGCUAAAGCAGUGCAAUCGGUUGUUAAACAGCAACAUUCGGAGGAUACGAGUAAGAAACGUCAACGCAAAAAACAAAAAUCGAAAAACAAUAAGAACGGCAAGGAAUCCUCACCCGCUCCCGAUACGGAGCUGCUAAAUGGCACUACAAAUGCAACCACAAAUAAUAUUCAAACAGAAAACGAUGUUAGCAAUUUGCACUUGGGUGAAGCCGAAUCCAUUGACACAUUAAUUGCAAUAUCGACAGGAGUAGAGUCUAGUGCUGACAUUACAGCUGUUGCAAAUGAGCUAGCAACACCAGUGUCUCCUGAAGUUGCUGCAAAGGCAGCAGAAUUGUCUGUUGCAGAUAUAACUGAUGCUGCUGUGGCAACCGUCGCAGAAUUGGUGAAUGGUGCCGUCAGUGCGCCGACAAUUGAGUCACCGCAACAGCAAGUGCGACAACAAUUAGACGUACCAGUGCCAAAUUAGUGCUGCCACUUUCAUUACUUUUUAUUAUAUUCAUACAUUGCGUCGUCUAAGUUGAUGGCAUACACCUAACCACAUGAUCUACCCUUCACAUUUUUAUCUUAUUUGUCAAAUUAUUUGUGUAUACGCACUUAUGCGUUAAAUUAACUUUUUCUGUUAUUUUAUCACAGCGCAAAAUUUGAGAAAUUUUUAAAUAAAGUCCUGGCCUUGGUUUCAUAAUAUCUGAA